UCUCGGCUGCCCAGGCCGCCGACUGCCCAAAGCCCUCUCGGCUCUGCGUUCCACGGGGCUGAGCUGAACUGAGCUGAGCCGGGCCAGGCCAGGCCAGGCUGGCCGGGGAGAGAGGUGGCUCAGCAUCUGAGGACGCCUCUGUGAAGGAGUCCACUGGCCUUUCCCAGCUGGACGGUGAGGGCAUGACCAGCUGCCGCCAUCAGUCACCACACAGGGACAGGACCCCAGCCAGACAUGCGGCCUGCAGGACCCCGUAAGGGUCAUGAUGGUCAGCCAGAGGUCCACACCACCCUGCUUCCUGAGUCAAGCCCUGCUCUUCCCAGAACCAGCUGAGUCAAUGCUCUGAUUCAAGCCUGCCCUGGUGCCACUGGCCAAGUCCAGAGUGUGAGUCCUGUUCUUUGGCACGUGCGCCAUGAGUCACAGUGCCAGCUCUCGGCUGGCCGACUCUCCACGGCUCUCCAAGAGCAGCCUCUUGAACAUCUUGGGCAGCCCUUCGCCUGAGCGGAUGGGCCUAGCCGACUCUUUGCCACCUACCCCACAGAGCGGGACUCCAUCUCCCGGGCCCCCGCCGCUGCCCCUGUUGCCUGGUGGGUCCCCGGGGCUGGAUGGUGACUGGGAAAGCCGGGAAGAGCUGCGCCUUCGAGAACUGGAGGAGGCCCGGGCCCGGGCGGCCCAGAUGGAGAAGACCAUGCGCUGGUGGUCAGACUGCACGGCCAACUGGAGGGAGAAGUGGAGUAAGGUGAGAGCUGAACGCAACAAGGCACGGGAAGAGGUGCGCCAGCUUCGGCAGAAGCUGGAGGCAUUGACUAAAGAGCUGACGGGGGCCCGGCGGGAGCGGCAAGAAGCCCUGAACCAGAGCGAACAGCUGGGCAAAGAGGUGGCUCGACUUAAGGGGGCCCGGCUGCAGGAGGAGGAAGAGGAGGAAAACCACCAGGAGGGGGAGGAGGCUCGUGAAGAGGAGAAAGGCAGGGGCGAGGAGAAGGAGCUGGACAACAGGAUGGCCUCAGAGAAGGAGAGCCAGGGGGGUGGCCUCGAGCAGGAGCCUGUGCGGGAUGUGGGCUUUGAAAAGCCAGCCAAAAAUAAGGAGCUGGAACUGAUGGAGAACCUUCUGAAAAGUAAGCAAGAUGGGCCUGAGAACUGGGAGGCACGAAGCAUGGGGAGUGCCCGUGCUACCUUCAGCCGGCAGGAGCGAAGCCGACUGCUAUGGGAGGAGGUGUCCACCAUCGAGGAGGAUGUCACCAAGGUGACUGCUCUGAAGCUUCGGCUGGAUGAAUCCCAGAAGGUGCUGCUCAAGGAACGAGAGGAUAAGCUGUCACUGAGCAAGAACAUUGAAAAACUGGAAGGGGAGCUCAGCCAGUGGAAGAUCAAGUAUGAGGAACUAAGCAAAAACAAGCAGGAAGUGAUGAAGCAGCUCAACAUCCUUAAAGAAAUGCACCAGGAUGAACUGGGCCGCAUGUCAGAGGACCUGGAAGAUGAGCUUGGGGCUCGGACCAGCAUGGACAAAAAGAUAGCAGAACUUCGGAGUGAGAUGGAGCGUCUGCAGGCAGAGAAUGCUGCCGAGUGGGGCCGCCGAGAGCGGCUCGAGACAGAAAAGCUCAAUCUUGAGAGGGAGAACAAGAAGCUUCGGGCCCAGAUUGAGGACCUAGAGGAGGUGUUAGCCCGAAAGCGGCGCCAGACGGCCAGCGCCCUGGACUCGGACCUCAAGGCCAUCCAGGCCGAGCUUUUUGAGAAGAACAAGGAACUGGCAGACCUCAAGCAUGUGCACACCAAGCUGAAGAAGCAGUACCAGGAGAAGAUGGCGGAACUGGCCCAUGCGAACCGGCGGGUGGAGCAACACGAGGGUGAGGUCAAGAAGCUGAGGCUGCGGGUGGAGGAGCUGAAGAAGGAGCUGGCCCAAGCAGAAGAUGAGCUGGACGAAGCCCAUAAUCAGGCUCGGAAGCUGCAGAGGUCCCUAGAUGAGCAGAUAGAGCACAGUGAGAAUCUGCAAGUACAGCUGGAGCAUCUGCAAUCCAGGCUCCGCCGGCAGCAGAACACCCCACUCUUUGGAAAGAUCCGGAGCUCUCGGUUUGGGACUGAAGAACCUGGGGAUGGUACGAGUGACCUGGAUGAGGAUGAGGACCUACAGAUCCAAGUCCCUUAGUGCAAGGGAAGGACGAGGGAAGGGCCAGCUUGCAUCAGGGAAUGUUACUUGGGCAAACUCUCUGGGAACUGCAACUGGUACUUUUUAGUGUCGACAGCCCUGGGCCUGGGCUGUGAGUGCCGGGACACAGCAGGAAGCUGCUUGGAACUUGGCCCUUACCAGGCUGAGGGUAGGGUGCACACUACUCAGGACAGGCAAAGGUGGUCCAGUAGACCCACAUGGCCGGGUUUCAUCCCCCUUGUCUCCCAGUCGAUUCCUCCUGCUCCCCUUCCUGUCUGUCCUUUCUCCCCUAGCCUCCACCAUACCCCCAACCUUCUACAAAUUCACAAGAACAUAGUAAUCAUAAGAUAAUGACUUUAUUGGGCCAUUAUGGGAGCUGAGAUCGGCCAGGGUCCUGCCCAUCUAAUUCCCUAAAAAGGUGGGAGAUGUGUUCUAUUAUACAUAUAUAUUUUAUGUAUAUAUAUAUAUAUAUAUAUGCAUUCAUACAUGCAUAUAUGCGUGUGUGUACUUGUACCUGUUUUAUUUUUAUAAACAUAUGAACUAAAGGAGAGGCUGGCUGCUGUUAAAAGGAUUUGGGGAUUUUACUCAGACUCCCUCUCCCCAGUUUGGGGUACCCUUUUGGACUUUUGCAUUAAAAGAAGAAAGCCAGAAAGACCACCCCAGCCCAGUUCCAGGGACCUGAUGGGAUGGAGGAGUGGGUCAGCUAGCACAUUUUUACAAAUCCAAACGUUUUUUAAUAAACUGAGUUAAGAUCA
Vombatus ursinus (common wombat) is the source of this 2895-nucleotide messenger RNA. It is a transcript of the gene CCDC102A, whose product is annotated as coiled-coil domain containing 102A. The record is from RefSeq and is a predicted model, not a curated record. The coding region runs from base 413 to 2140 and encodes 575 amino acids. Gene Ontology annotation, cellular component: myosin complex. Lineage: Eukaryota; Metazoa; Chordata; Mammalia; Diprotodontia; Vombatidae. The transcript has 9 exons.